Gymnodraco acuticeps is the source of this 1520-nucleotide messenger RNA. Its product is annotated as histone H3-like centromeric protein CSE4. Gene Ontology annotation, cellular component: nucleosome. The record is from RefSeq and is a predicted model, not a curated record. NCBI's taxonomy places the organism in Eukaryota, Metazoa, Chordata, Actinopteri, Perciformes, Bathydraconidae. Gene Ontology annotation, molecular function: protein heterodimerization activity; DNA binding; structural constituent of chromatin.
AUGAGUGGACGAGGAAAAGGAGGCAAGGGACUCGGCAAAGGAGGCGCUAAGGGGCACCGCAAAGUGCUCCGUGAUAACAUCCAGGGCAUCACCAAGCCCCCAUCCGCCAUCCGCCGUCUGGCUCGCCGCGGCGGAGUGAAGCGUAUCUCCGGUCUGAUCUACGAGGAGACCCGCGGUGUGCUGAAGGUGUUCCUGGAGAACGUGAUCCGUGAUGCCGUCACCUACACCGAGCACGCCAAGAGGAAGACGGUGACCGCCAUGGAUGUGGUGUACGCUCUGAAGAGGCAGGGCCGCACCCUGUACGGCUUCGGGGGAUACGCACCCCCCGUCAAAGCGGCCAAGAAGGGCUCCAAGAAAGCCGUCGCUAAGACCGCCAGCAAGACCGGCAAGAAGAGGAGGAAGUCCAGGAAGGAGAGCUACGCCAUCUACGUGUACAAAGUGAUGAAGCAGGUGCACCCCGACACCGGCAUCUCCUCCAAGGCCAUGGGCAUCAUGAACUGCUUCGUGAGCGACAUCUUUGAGCGCAUCGCCGGGGAGGCCUCCCGUCUGGCUCACUACAACAAGCGCCGCACCAUCACCUCCAGGGAGAUCCAGACCGCCGUCCGCCUGCUGCUGCCCGGAGAGCUGGCCAAGCACGCCGUGUCUGAGGAAACUACAAUGGCCAGAACCAAGCAGACCGCCCGUAAGUCCACCGGAGGAAAGGCUCCCAGGAAGCAACUGGCCACCAAGGCUGCCCGUAAGAGCGCCCCGGCCACCGGCGGCGUGAAGAAGCCUCACCGUUACAGGCCCGGUACCGUGGCUCUGAGGGAGAUCCGCCGCUACCAGAAGUCCACCGAGUUGCUGAUCCGCAAGCUGCCCUUCCAGCGCCUGGUGAGGGAGAUCGCUCAGGACUUCAAGACCGACCUGCGCUUCCAGAGCUCCGCCGUCAUGGCUCUGCAGGAGUCCAGCUAGGCCUACCUGGUCGGCCUGUUCGAGGACACCAACCUGUGCGCCAUCCACGCCAAGAGGGUCACCAUCAUGCCCAAGGACAUCCAGCUGGCCCGCCGCAUCCGCGGAGAGAGGGCUUAGAGACUGAGACCAGGACACCCACACACAACGGCUCUUUUAAGAGCCACCUACACCUUUAAAGACUUUCUAUCCUUGAUAUUAAUGAAUACACUGGUUCACACUUCAGUUUUCUGUCAUAAAUAUAUCUCACAAAGGAGUAACGGGUCAGUGUAAACACCUGAUGGUGUAUUCUCCAUGUAGCAUGUAUGUCAGUGUUUCUAUUCAAACUAAUCUAAAUAAGUUAAAGUAGGUAGACCAAAGAAAAUAUAGAAGGAUUCUUAAGACACAAUUUUGAAUUUUUAAAAAGUAUUAUAAAGACAAGUAUUUACAACACAUUUAAGUAAACAAAUAACCUUUUAAAGCUAAAAGAAUACUGGACAAUGAGUAUUUAAUGUGAACUGCUGUGCAUUAUAUGAUGUCUCUGCUGCCUAACAUUUGGUCAUGUGGUUUAUAAAUGUGCUAUAUAAAUCAAA